Messenger RNA from Cynocephalus volans (Philippine flying lemur), 2904 nucleotides. It is a transcript of the gene CLSTN3, whose product is annotated as calsyntenin 3. Gene Ontology annotation, molecular function: X11-like protein binding; amyloid-beta binding; calcium ion binding. Gene Ontology annotation, cellular component: cell surface; postsynaptic membrane. Lineage: Eukaryota; Metazoa; Chordata; Mammalia; Dermoptera; Cynocephalidae. The record is from RefSeq and is a predicted model, not a curated record. Gene Ontology annotation, biological process: positive regulation of synaptic transmission; homophilic cell-cell adhesion; positive regulation of synapse assembly.
AUGAUACUAGGGGGUGAGUUGUCUGGGUACAGGGCUGUUGUGGGAGCGGAGGUCCCGCUCACAGCUUCCUCUCUUCUCCCUGGGGUGGGGCCAGCCAACAAGCACAAGCCAUGGAUCGAGGCAGAGUACCAGGGCAUCGUCAUGGAGAACGACAACACCGUCCUGCUGAACCCACCACUUUUUGCCUUGGAUAAGGAUGCCCCCCUGCGCUAUGCAGGUGAGAUCUGUGGCUUCCGGCUCCACGGGUCUGGGGUGCCCUUUGAGGCCGUGAUCCUGGACAAGGCCACCGGAGAAGGGCUGAUCCGAGCCAAGGAGCCAGUGGACUGCGAGGCCCAGAAGGAGCACACCUUCACCAUCCAGGCCUACGACUGUGGCGAGGGCCCCGAUGGGGCCAACACCAAGAAGUCCCACAAGGCCACCGUGCAUGUGCGGGUCAACGAUGUGAAUGAGUUUGCCCCAGUGUUUGUAGAGCAGCUAUACCGAGCUGCAGUGACCGAGGGGAAGCUGUAUGACCGCAUCUUGCGGGUGGAAGCCAUCGACGGCGACUGCUCUCCCCAGUACAGCCAGAUCUGCUACUACGAGAUCCUCACGCCCAACACCCCCUUCCUCAUAGACAACGACGGGAACAUUGAGAACACAGAGAAGCUGCAGUACAGUGGAGAGAGGCUGUACAAGUUUACAGUGACAGCUUAUGAUUGCGGGAAGAAGCGGGCGGCAGAUGAUGCUGAGGUGGAGAUCCAGGUGAAGCCCACCUGUAAACCCAGCUGGCAAGGCUGGAACAAAAGGAUCGAAUAUGCACCAGGUGCUGGGAGCUUGGCUUUGUUCCCUGGCAUCCGCCUGGAGACCUGUGAUGAGCCACUCUGGAACAUUCAGGCCACCAUAGAGCUGCAGACCAGCCAUGUGGCCAAGGGCUGUGACCGUGACAACUAUUCAGAGCGUGCACUGCGGAAACUCUGUGGUGCUGCUACUGGGGAGGUGGAUCUGUUGCCCAUGCCCGGCCCCAAUGCCAACUGGACAGCGGGGCUCUCCGUGCACUACAGCCAGGACAGCAGCCUUAUCUACUGGUUCAAUGGCACCCAAGCUGUGCAGGUUCCCCUGGGUGGCACAGCUGGACUGGGCUCUGGGCCCCAGGACAGCCUGAGUGACCACUUCACCCUGUCCUUCUGGAUGAAGCAUGGCAUAACUCCUAACAAGGGAAGGAAGGAAGAGGAAAGCAUCGUGUGCAGCACCGUCCAGAAUGAGGAUGGCUUCUCUCACUACUCACUGACUGUCCAUGGCUGCAGAAUUGCCUUCCUCUACUGGCCUUUGCUAGAGAGUGCCCGCCCGGUCAAGUUCCUCUGGAAGCUGGAACAGGUCUGUGAUGACCAGUGGCACCACUACGCUCUGAACCUCGAAUUCCCCACUGUCACUCUCUACGCUGAUGGCAUCUCCUUUGACCCUGCCCUCAUCCAUGACAAUGGCCUCAUCCACCCGCCGCGAACGGAACCUGCUCUCAUGAUUGGGGCCUGCUGGACUGAAGAGAAGAACAAAGACAAGGAAAAGGGAGGAGAUGACGGCACUGACGCCACGCAAGGAGACCCCUUGCCGAUCCACCACUACUUCCAUGGCUACCUGGCUGGUUUCAGCGUGCGCUCAGGUCGCCUGGAGAGCCGCGAGGUCAUCGAGUGCCUCUACGCAUGUCGGGAGGGGCUGGACUAUAGGGAUUUCGAAAGCCUGGGCAAAGGCAUGAAGGUCCACGUGAACCCCUCGCAGUCCCUGCUCACCCUGGAGGGGGAUGAUGUGGAGACCUUCAACCAUGCCCUGCAGCACGUGGCUUACAUGAACACUCUGCGCUUUGCCACGCCUGGUGUCAGGCCCCUGCGCCUCACCACUGCUGUCAAGUGCUUCAGUGAAGAAUCCUGUGUCUCGAUCCCUGAAGUAGAGGGCUACGUGGUGGUUCUCCAGCCUGAUGCCCCCCAGAUCCUACUGAGUGGCACUGCUCAUUUUGCCCGUCCAGCUGUGGACUUUGAGGGACCCGAGGGGGUCCCUUUGUUCCCCGAUCUUCAAAUCACUUGCUCCAUUUCUCACCAGGUGGAGGCCAAAAAGGAUGAGAGUUGGCAGGGCACAGUGACAGACACACGCAUGUCAGAUGAGAUCGUGCACAACCUGGAUGGCUGUGAAAUUUCUCUGGUGGGGGAUGACCUGGACCCAGAGCGGGAAAGCCUGCUCCUGGACACGGCAUCUUUGCAGCAGCGAGGGCUGGAGCUCACCAACAUGUCUGCCUACCUCACCAUUGCUGGGGUGGAGAGCAUCACCGUGUACGAAGAAAUCCUGAGGCAGGCUCGUUAUCGGCUGCGACACGGAGCUGCCCUCUAUGCCAGGAAAUUCCGGCUUUCUUGCUCCGAAAUGAAUGGCCGUUACUCCAGCAAUGAAUUCAUCGUGGAGGUCAACGUCCUGCACAGCAUGAACAGGGUUGCCCACCCCAGCCACGUGCUCAGCUCCCAGCAGUUCCUGCACCGUGGGCACCAGCCUCCUCCUGAGAUGGCUGGACACAGCCUGGCCAGCUCCCACCGAAACUCCAUGGUCCCGAGUGCCGCGACUCUCAUCAUCGUGGUGUGUGUGGGCUUCCUGGUGCUCAUGGUCAUUCUGGGCCUAGUGCGCAUCCACUCCCUUCACCACCGAGUCUCUGGAACCAGCGGGCCCCCAGGGGCCUCCAGUGACCCCAAGGACCCGGACCUCUUCUGGGAUGACUCAGCUCUCACCAUUAUUGUGAACCCCAUGGAGUCCUACCAGAACCGGCAGGCCUGUGUGGCGGGGGCUGCCACUGGCCAGCAGGAGGAUGAGGACAGCAGUGACUCCGAGGCUGCUGACUCCCCCAGCAGCGAUGAAAGACGCAUCAUCGAGACCCCCCCACACCGCUACUAA